Molecule: messenger RNA, 936 nt
Organism: Brugia malayi
Lineage: Eukaryota; Metazoa; Nematoda; Chromadorea; Rhabditida; Onchocercidae
Gene: Bma-cof-2.2
Exons: 7
Coding region: 1-936 (311 amino acids)
Biological process (GO): signal transduction
Source: RefSeq, a predicted model, not a curated record
AUGCUUCGUAAAACGGAAUGUCCAAAAGUUGAACCAAUGCAAUGUCCAACACAGAUAACAGUUGACGAUGAAGGCAGACCACGAUACGCUGAACGUCAAUUACCAUAUUUUGUUAGGAUACUUCUAAAUGAUACCGAUGUGUUACCGGAAAUUGACAAAUGUAUUCGCAUUUGUCUACCAAAUAUAACAAUACCAUCUGAUAUAGAUAUUCCACCAACCAGCACCGAAAUACCGUACAUCGAAGGAGCAACAGCUCAUUGUUACUUGGAUGAUGUUGGUAAACCAAUAUUUCAUGCUCAUUCUAAUACUUAUUUCGGAUCAUGGAUGCGUGAUGCUUAUCCACAAAAUGGAAAAGAUAUGAUGAAACGUUGGAUGACAAAACAUUUUCAAGGUGACACAGUGGAGGAAUAUUUAGACGAAGGUGACAUGCGAAGGCAACGCGCUUUUGUCACUCAUCAUAUGCCUUAUCUAUAUGAUGGAACAAAUUUGAUAUUUUUCAAUGGCUCAAUAUAUUUCCAUCGUGCUGGCACUCCUAAAAUUGGCAAAUAUGAGUUAAGUUCAAAGGAUUAUAAUGAAGUGCUAAUUGAUAAGCAUGCAGCGCAUAAAGGAAAUAAUUACUUAUUUAACUUAUCGAUGAAUUAUUUCGAUUUGGCUGUAGAUGAGAAUGCUUUAUGGGUACUGUUUCAUUAUGAGGAUGAAGAGUACUUAUCAGUGGCUAAAUUAGACAUUAGCAAUUUAACAAUCUAUGAAACUUGGAAUUUAACUUUGAUUAAUCAUACCGAAGUGGCGAAUGGUUUUGUCGUAUGUGGCGUACUGUAUUUGGUAAGAAGUUCAUAUGAUUUAAAAAGUGAAAUAGCAAUUGCAUAUGAUCUCUAUCGUAACAAAUAUCGUGAACCAAAUAUUCAUUGGAUUAAUUAUAUUUAUUGGAUUAAUUAG